Messenger RNA from Microthlaspi erraticum, 1989 nucleotides. Lineage: Eukaryota; Viridiplantae; Streptophyta; Magnoliopsida; Brassicales; Brassicaceae. The record is from the annotation of a GenBank genome assembly.
AUGGCGAACUCGAAAGAGAACACUCCCACCGGGAGCCCGUCUCCCUCAGAAGAAAACUUAAGCGACAAGAUCCGUCUCGCCGCGAAGAUCGACUUCGCCGCAACGAUCUCCUCCGCCAAGAAAGGACGAGAGCCCCCUCCGUCCGCACCACGCCGCUCGAGAAAAUCUUCCUCGAGCGACAAACCCCGCAGCUCGAAGAAAUCCUCCUCGAGCGAGAAGAUCCUCAAACUCAUGGAGAAUCUCGUCAAGCCACUCGCCGACGGUUUCGAGUCAAUGCGAGCACAGCAGAAAAAGACUCAGGAACAGGCGACUUACCACCAAGAGCUUGAACGGGUGAAUCGUCGCCUCGACGAGGUCGAUUCGAAAGUUCAUCGCGCCACCAGCUCAGCUCCGGAAUUGACGAAAGCACUCGCCGACACCCGAAGAAGCCCGCUCACCCGCAGGCUCCGCCAGAUUGAGCUACACGAAAGAGUUCGACUCAAAAUCGACUCUUACACCGGCGAAGAAGACCCCAAGAAGUGGCUAACCGCGUUCAACCUCGCCAUGAGGAGGGAGAAAUACAAAUCUUACGAUGAAAGGGAGGCCAACUACUGUCAAGUAUUCGUCGAGCACAUGGCGAAAGAUGCCUUGACCUGGUUCUCUAACCUCCCCGCCGAGUCGAUCGAUAACUUCGACGACCUAACCAAUGCUUUUCUGAAGCAUUACUCCAUGCACAUGACCCGAAUCACUCGGAACAUGUUCACCACAACGCAAACCCAAGGCGAACCAUUGCGCAGCUUUAUGGAAAGGUUCAAACAAGCAGCUCGCGACACUGGCGACAUGCCCGAUAGCGUCCCGCUAGAAGCACUCCGCAACGGCCUCUGGUACGACUCCAAGUUCAAGGAGGAUUUGUCACUAAAACCCCCUGCGACUCUGGAGGACGCGUUCCACCGCUCUCGGAACUACAUCUUCCUCGAGGAAGACCAGCGCUUCUACGCCGAGAAACAUGGAGAUAGGAGGGCAACCUCGACGAAACCCAGAGAGGAACCCAUGGAGGCGCGAAGAAGACACGAUCCGAAGAGGUCUCUCCUCACAGCGUUCGCAGCAGCCGACGACGAGUUCGAGCAAGAACACGCAGCGGCCGUUUCGAUGCCACAAGACAUCAACUCGCUCGGAGAUGACAACGAUACCAAAGCUUUCUGCAAGUUCCACGGGAGAACUGGCCACGCCACUGAAAACUGCAAACACCUAAUGAGCAACCUCAUGCGCAUGUACCAUCGAGGAGAAAUCCCGCCAAUGGACGGUGAUAGAAAAGGCGGAAGCCCGCUUGGGAAAAGGAAUCGUGAUGACCACGACGACCUACCUCCGCCACCGAAGCGACAAGUCAGCAUGAUCAUGGGAGGCUUCCUGGAUAACGACGAUUCCAUAUCGGCGAUCAAGGAAUACGAACGAAAGGCCGUCGCGGCACAACGCUACCCGUAUAUCCAUAAAGGGAUCCCUACCAUCUCCUUUACGGAUAAGGAUGCGAGCGGGCUGGACAUCCCUCACCUUGACCCACUCGAAGGAUCUAUCAAACCUACAUCCCGUCCCCUCACCGGUUUCACCGCCGAGCAUGUUUACAGCUGUGGCACAGUCCGGCUCCCCGUUUAUGUCGGCGGAAUUUCAAAGCUCUUGAAGUUCAUCGUCAUGGACAAACCGGCCAUCUAUAACGCUAUCCUCGGCACCCCAUGGCUCCAUGAAAUGAAAGCUGUCAUCUCGACGUUCCACCAAUGCGUGAAGUUUCCGAUACCCUCUGGAAUUUUCACCUUACGUGGAGAUCAAAGAGUGACGAGAUCAUGUUUCCUUCGCGAGCGCAAGCUCCGCACCGCGUCGUCCUGUAUGAUAACCGAGCCAGUAUCGGACGACGAAACCAACGAGUCCAACGCAAUAAAACGAGCCGCGCAACGCAGAAUGCAGAUCCCCCGAUCCAUCGGCAAAGGAACUCCGAGCCCGCCUGGAAAUCCGACUUAA